Molecule: messenger RNA, 700 nt
Organism: Carassius auratus (goldfish)
Lineage: Eukaryota; Metazoa; Chordata; Actinopteri; Cypriniformes; Cyprinidae
Product: mitochondrial pyruvate carrier 1-like
Exons: 4
Coding region: 146-475 (109 amino acids)
Biological process (GO): pyruvate import into mitochondria
Cellular component (GO): mitochondrial inner membrane
Source: RefSeq, a predicted model, not a curated record
CGCAGGAAGUGACGUCACCCCGCCUGCGUUCCUCUGUCCUCUGUUUGUCGUCGCGUACACUGUUUGCAGUGUUGCUCAGUGUUGUUUCAGUGUCCUCUCCUCACGGACCGGUUCUCGUCGUGACUCUCUCGUCGUCGGACUGAUAAUGGCCGGGACACUGGCGCGUAAGGCCGUGGAUCAUCUCCGCAGUAAAGAGUUCAGAGAGUAUCUCAUGAGGUCACACUUCUGGGGUCCGGUGGCUAACUGGGGUCUGCCCAUCGCCGCCAUCAGUGACAUGAAGAAGAGUCCAGAGAUCAUCAGCGGCAGAAUGACCUUCGCUCUGACCUGCUACUCGCUGCUGUUCAUGCGCUUCGCCUACAAGGUCCAGCCCAGAAACUGGCUCCUGUUCGCCUGUCACUUCACCAAUGAAGCAGCGCAGCUCACUCAGGGCAGCAGACUCAUCAAAUACAACAUGGAGAAGAAGAUGGCCAAAUGAUGAAGUGUGAGGAGAUCACAACGGCUGAUCCGUUUUAACACAAUAAUAAUCAUUCAUAUACACUGAUGAUUGGGCUUACGCCAUUUCCUCUGUUACACAUUUAACAUUUUAAGCCUUACAACACAGCCUUGGUAAGAGUUUGUAUGUAAUGUAAAAAUAGUUGAAUAAUUUAUUUCCAUACAUAGUGCGAUCAGUGUAUGUUACAAAUAAAUAUGGAGAAAAAUA